UUAUUUUUUUAAAAUAAAUUAUUGGAUGGGUAUGUUUGUCUUUGUAUUAUUUAAGUUUUAUAUAUAAAUUCGGGUAGUGAGCUGUUCUUUGGUCAGAAAGAAGAUGAGAGAUAAAUAGAAAUUCUCAGGUGUUUUAAAUACAACCUCUUCUCCAUCUCUAUCUCUUCCACCCAACUCCCUCCUCUUAUCUUUAUAAAAGUCAGCCUCUAAUUAUCUUUUAAUUUCCCAAAAAAAAACAAAUCAAGUUAUAUAUAUAUUUUCCAUUUUUUCUCUCUCUUUUUUUGACAGAAUAUUCCUUUUUCCCAAAUUCUUAAAAAAAAUAUUUUUUUGAAGAAACCUUCUUAUUUUGUCUUUUAUCAUCAAAUGCAUAUACAUACAUACACGGAUACACACACGCUUACAUAUUAUAUAUACGCGCUUACAUACAUACACUGAUAUAUAUACACAUACUUGCUUGUUGCUUGUUGGAUUGUUUACUUAAUAAGUUAAUAUCUCAGCUUCUUCUUGUUACUGUCUCACUUUAGGGCUUUUUUUUGUUGGUCUCUUUGUUUGGGGUCUCUUUGUUAAUAUUUAUAUAUAAACACAAAAUUAGGAAAAAAGAGUUAUAAUAUUUUAAAAUGGAGUCAGCAAACAUCUUUGGAUCCGAUGAGGAUGGUCGUAGCUGUGAAUCUGGAUGGACGAUGUAUUUAGCCUCGCAGUCCCAUGAUCAUGACGACGACUGUUACUAUGAUGAUGAUGACGAAGAAGCAGAAGAUAGCGAUGGUGGUGAUUCAAUGGAUUCCGAUGCAUCUUCUGGUCCAAUGGAAGCCACAUCAUCUCUCAAACUUGCUCAAGAGAUUGAGGAGCAAAACUCUAUAAAGAAGAAGAAGAAAAGGACUAAUGAAGAGAUGGUUUUGGUGGAGACUACUAGGGUUCACAACACCAUCAUUGAUGAUGAGGAUGACGAUGAUGGGGAUAAUCAUGAUUAUGAUGAUGGUAAUGAUAGCUACAGUGUAGUUCAUAGCUACGUUGGUUCAGUUAUACAAAAAGGGUUAGUUUGAUUUUAUAUAGUGACUUUGUGUCUAUGUUUUAUUUAAGUUUGUUCCACUUCCAAUAUGAUUUUAUUCUUACUCGAUCCAUGUUAUGUCCUUGUGUCAUGACGAUUUCUGUUUUGAUAAUUAUGAAAGCGUAUUUUCUAUCUGAUGAUUUGCUAAUUGUGUAGCCUUA
Arabidopsis lyrata subsp. lyrata is the source of this 1206-nucleotide messenger RNA. RefSeq names its product nucleolar transcription factor 1-B. The record is from RefSeq and is a predicted model, not a curated record. The coding region runs from base 618 to 1040 and encodes 140 amino acids. NCBI's taxonomy places the organism in Eukaryota, Viridiplantae, Streptophyta, Magnoliopsida, Brassicales, Brassicaceae. The transcript has a single exon.